Messenger RNA from Moneuplotes crassus, 502 nucleotides. NCBI's taxonomy places the organism in Eukaryota, Ciliophora, Spirotrichea, Euplotida, Euplotidae. The record is from the annotation of a GenBank genome assembly.
AUGAUAAGUGAAAAACAAGAAAAUAAUUCUCUUAAAAGGAUCAAUAAGGAGUACAAUGACCUCCAAAGAAAUCCUCCUUUUGGAUGCUCAGCCGCUCCUGUAGAUGAAGAUAAUAUGUAUGAAUGGUUAGGCUUCAUUUUUGGACCUGAUGGUACUCCUUAUGAGGGAGGGACUUUUCAAGUUAGUAUAACUUACCCAAAGGAUUAUCCAUUCAAACCUCCAGUUGUUAAAUUUAUAACAAAGAUAUAUCACCCAAAUGUUGACUCUGAUGGAUUAAUCGGCCUAGAUAUCUUAAGGGACCAAUGGAAUCCCUCAUUAACGAUUGAUAAAAUCCUACUGUCUAUAUGUUCCCUUCUCGAUGACCCAAACCCAAUACUAUGCUUUAACCAUGAAAUUGGGCACCAAUACCUCGAAGACAGAGUAUCUUAUGACAUAAAAGCCCGUGAAUGGACAAUCAAUUACGCUUCCUAACACCCCAAGCCCCAUAAUAUAUCUAAACUCC